CACUGUAGAAUUGGAUCCGCCCCUGACGUUGACGUUAGGAACCUAAACCAGUUAACGUUAGGCAGUUGUCGAACAUGGCGCUUCCCAGUAGCUGGUUGUUGUUAUUACUGCUUAUUAUUUUAGUUGCUGUUUUUGUACAAGCAGAUGAUGUUAAAAAAGAAAAGCCAAAAAAGAAAAAGGAUAUUCGUGAUUACAAUGAUGCUGACAUGGCUAGGUUGCUUGAACAGUGGGAGAAGGAUGAUGAUAUCGAGGAGGGAGAUCUACCAGAGCACAUGAGAAAACCAGCUCCAGUCGAUUUUUCUAAAAUUGAUCCCAGUAAUCCAGAAAAUUUCCUCAAGAUGUCCAAGAAAGGCAGGACGUUGAUGGUAUUUGUUACAGUGUCCGGAAGCCCUACUGAAAAAGAAACGGAAGAAAAAACUGCAGAAUAUUUUGCCCUGAAAACUGAGGCACACCAGAAAAUACUGGAUCACCUCAGAGAGGCACAGGUUAAGUAUGCAUCAAGUAUGAAUGCAAGCCAGAUCACAUUUUUUAAGGCCCCAGUCUAUAUCAUCUUGAGUCGGCAUAUCUAA
This is a messenger RNA of Protopterus annectens (West African lungfish), 569 nucleotides long. Its product is annotated as LRP chaperone MESD-like. The record is from RefSeq and is a predicted model, not a curated record. Gene Ontology annotation, biological process: protein folding. Lineage: Eukaryota; Metazoa; Chordata; Ceratodontiformes; Protopteridae. The transcript is spliced from 2 exons. Bases 75 to 569 code for a protein of 164 amino acids.